UAUUGAUUUGUAGGUAGCGAGAUGCAUGCGCAUCACAACACAAAUUAUGUGAACGAAACUAAACAAUGUGGCUACAUUGAGUAUGCUGCCGCCAUAAUUAAACGAGUUUCAGACUAUGAGGGUAACAUUGGAGGAAAUACACAUGCGAAGUGACAAGUGAAAAUGACAACUUCUUUGGGUAAUGUGUACUACGGAUGGGUCGUCGUGCUUGCAGCCGCGGUAAUCAGAAUCCUGGUUUAUGGAAUCUCAUACACUUCUGGUGUAGUUUACGUUGUCAUCCUUGAGAAUUUUAAGACUGGGGCUGCAGAGACAUCAUGGAUUUCUUCACUUAUCACAGCAAUGACUUUCCUUAUUACGCCUCUAGCAGGGGUGUUGGUGAAUAAAUUCGGAUGGCGAGUGGUCACUUUUUGUGGGGGACUAAUGACCUGUGGAGGCCUCCUUCUGAGUACACUAUCGACCAACCUCAUACUUCUAUGUUUGUUUUAUGGAGUAAUGACAGGUGCAGGUUGUGGAAUUGCCUACAUGAGUGGGAGUCUUGCUGUGCCGAAGUACUUCCAGCAUAAGAAGAUACAAAACCUUGCCGUCGGUUUGGCAUCGGCGGGUGGCGGAGUUGGUGCAUUUAUUUUCCCUCCAGUUGUUCGAUAUCUGGAUUAUGAAUAUGGCUGGAAGGGAAUGUUUAUGAUUUUGGGAGGAAUUGCACUUCAUAUGUGUGUUUUUGGUCUUCUCUAUCGUCCGAUCCCAAAUACAGAUGAAAACGAGAAUCCAACUAAAAAGAAGAGUCGACGAGCGUCUUCACACGUGCCUGAACCAAAUGACUGGACGUUUCUCAAAAGAUUAGUUUUCCACUUCGUUUCAAUGAAUAAUUUUCUCUUUUCAUUUGGUUCUUCCAUUAUAUAUGGACAUCUUGCAGCAUACGCACAGUUUCAUUUGAAUAUAAAUAAAAAGGAUGCUGCUUUUUUGUACUCAGUCAUUGGAAUCUCCAUCACAAUUGCUAAAAUAUCACAGGGACUCAUUGCAGACCACCACAAGGUCCAUCCUAUCUUCAAGGCCAUCAAUCAGUAUAUUAUCUUUUAUUUAAUCGGUGGCCUGGCUACCUCAUUCUUACUGGUGGUCACCGGUUAUGGCGGACUAGUGGUUUAUUGUAUUCUGUUUGGAGCGAGCAUGGCUGCCAAUGGUGGAUCUUUAAUUCCAGCAAUACUGAUGGAAAUGUUUGGGCAAAAUAAACUUUCCCUUCCGUAUGCCGUUGUAUUAGCUGAAAUGUCUAUAGGUCAAAUUCUUGGAGCACCUGUGGCAGGUUGGAUAUACGAGGACACCAAGAAUUACCACUAUCCAUUUCUCUUAGCAUCGGCGUUCAUGAUAGCUAGCGCAAUCAUCAUGGUGUAUCCACGCCGAUAUCUGAUGAGGCCACACGAAGACAAAAGCAUAAUCGUAGUAGAUAUUGACAUUCCAAAAGUACAGGAGUUCGAUCGAUUUUUGAGUGAAAAUGAAUCAAAAGAAGCUACAAGUUUCAUUGAAAACAAUGAUCAUAUCAAAGAAGAAAAUCCACCAAAUUUUAUACGAACAGACGACAAGGAAGAUCAACAGAUUCAGGUGAAGACUGUAUCUGAGAGGACAAGCUUAAUUACGCCACAGGCAGAGGAAGUGACGUGUUACUAUGAGGAUAAAUCUUUAGUUAAACUAUUGAGGGGAAAUACACACGCAAAGUGGCAGGUGAAAAUGACAAUGUGUUUGGGUAAUGUGUACUACGGAUGGGUCGUGGUGCUUGUAGCUGCUAUAAUCAGGAUCCUAGUUUAUGGAAUCUCAUACACUUCUGGUGUAGUUUACGUUAUCAUUCUUGAGAAUUUUAAGACCGGGGCUGCAGAAACAUCAUGGAUUUCGUCACUAAUUACUGCAAUGACGUUCGUUAUCACGCCUCUAGCUGGAGUGUUGGUGAACAAAUUCGGAUGGCGAGUGGUCACAUUUUGUGGGGGGUUACUGACCUGUGGCGGCCUCCUUUUGAGUACUCUGUCGACCAACCUCUUCGUACUAUGCUUGUUUUAUGGUGUUUUGACAGGUGCAGGUUGUGGAAUCGCCUACAUGAGUGGAAGUAUUGCUGUGCCGAAGUACUUCCAGCAUAAGAAGAUACAAAACCUUGCCGUCGGUUUGGCGUCGGCGGGUGGUGGGCUUGGUUCUUUUGUUUUCCCACCAAUUGUUCGAUAUCUGAAUUUUGAAUUUGGAUGGAAGGGAAUGUUUAUGAUUCUGGGAGGAAUUGCGCUUCACAUAUGCGUUUUUGGACUUCUCUAUCGUCCGCUCCCAAAUAUAGAUGAAAACGAAAAUCCAACUAAAAAGAAGAGUCAUCGUGCAUCUUCACACGUGCCUGAACCAAAUGACUGGACAUUUCUCAAAAGUUUAGUUUUCCACUUCGUUUCUAUAAAUAAUGUUCUCUUUUCAUUUGGUUCUUCCAUUAUAUAUGGACAUCUUGCAGCAUACGCACAGUUUCAUUUACAUAUUAACAAAAACGAUGCUGCCUUUCUGUACUCUAUCAUUGGAAUCUCCAUUACCAUUGCUAAAAUAUCACAGGGACUCAUUGCAGACUACCACAAGGUCCAUCCUAUCUUCAAGGCCAUCAAUCAGUAUAUUAUCUUUUAUUUAAUCGGUGGCCUAGCUACCCCAAUCUUACUGGUAGAUAUUGGCUAUGGUGGUCUUAUAGCGUACUGUAUUUUGUUUGGGGCAAGCAAUGCUGCCAACGGUGGAUCCUUAAUUCCGGCAAUACUGAUGGAAAUGUUUGGGCCAAAUAAACUUUCUCUUCCGUAUGCAGUAGUGUUAGCUGAAAUGUCCAUAGGUCAAAUUCUCGGAGCUCCUAUAGCAGGUUGGAUGUAUGACAGCAUGGAGAAUUACCACUAUCCAUUUCUGUUAUCAUCGGCUUCCAUGAUAGUUAGUGCAGUAAUCAUGGUCUACCCAAGACAGUAUCUAAUGAGGCCACGCCAAGAGAAAAGCAUCAUCGUAGUAGACAUUGAAAUCCCAAAAGUACAGAAUUUCGAUAAAUUUUUGAAUGACUUUGAAUCAAAAGAGUCCACAAGUUCCAAUAAAAGUCAUGAUUAUAUCCAAGAAGGAAAUCAAUCGAUUUUUCUAGAAAAUGACAGAGAAGAUGAACAGACCCGGGACAAGGUUGUGUCUGAGAGGACAAGCCUAAUUACUACACAGGCGGAGGGUAAAAACGGAAGUGACGUGUAAAUACAAACCAAACUGUCAAACAGUAAAAUUCUGGUACACCAAAGAGCGUUUGUGUCUCAAAAAACGGACCAUAAUUAAGGGUCCUCAUGUUUCUCUACUGGUUUUUUCACCGUUAACAUAAAAUGUUGAUCAUAAGUAAACAAUAAUAUUAACAUUUUAACUUCGAGAAUAUUAUGGUUUUAACUUUGCUGUAAAUGUGAGAAAAUUAAACGAUAUUAAUUCUUU
Molecule: messenger RNA, 3438 nt
Organism: Saccostrea echinata
Lineage: Eukaryota; Metazoa; Mollusca; Bivalvia; Ostreida; Ostreidae
Exons: 9
Coding region: 163-3213 (1016 amino acids)
Biological process (GO): transmembrane transport
Molecular function (GO): monocarboxylic acid transmembrane transporter activity
Source: RefSeq, a predicted model, not a curated record